Diaporthe batatas is the source of this 1782-nucleotide messenger RNA. RefSeq lists its product as uncharacterized. The record is from RefSeq and is a predicted model, not a curated record. Lineage: Eukaryota; Fungi; Ascomycota; Sordariomycetes; Diaporthales; Diaporthaceae. Bases 33 to 1745 code for a protein of 570 amino acids. The transcript is spliced from 6 exons.
UUUGUCGUUCUUCAAAUACCACCCGUGCCAGCAUGACGAGCCCAAUUACCAAUGACUGGCAGGCACGCGGCGCCGAGAAACGACUACGUUGCCAGACUCAGAUACCAAAAGCCUGGCACUUGCCCUCUCCGCUCGUGCAGGGCCUCAAGCACCCGCUCGAGUCUUCAAAAAACAACCUUAUCGAGCUCGACAUUGCCCGCCGCUCAGGUCUUCUCACGGAGAAAGAGCUCAAGAUCACAGAAGGCUAUGACGUCCAGGGCCUCCUUAACGCGCUUGCAUCCGGGCAACUUUCCUCACUUGAUGUGACGGUGGCAUUUUGCAAGAGGGCAGCUAUUGCUCAGCAGCUGACGUCCUGUCUCACCGAGAUAUUCUUCGAACAGGCCCAAGAGCGAGCCAAGCAUCUGGAUGCUCUCAGAGCGAAGGGCAAAAUUGUUGGCCCUCUCCAUGGACUGCCUAUCAGCCUCAAGGACAGUUUUCAGGUCCGCGGUACCGAUGCGACCGUUGGGUUUGUUGCAUACCUCGACAAUGGACCAUCUCAAGAAAAUUCUUAUAUGGUCGAUACUUUGUUAAAUCUAGGCGCUGUGUUGUACUGCAAAACCAAUAUUCCACAGACACUCAUGACUGCUGAUUCGCAUAACAAUGUCUUCGGCCGGGCACUCAACCCUUGGAACACAAGCCUCACCGCAGGAGGGUCCACAGGUGGCGAAGGUGCCCUAAUUGCGUUUCGGGGCUCACCUCUUGGCGUAGGCACUGAUGUCGCAGGAUCAAUCCGCAUCCCUGCUCUUUGCUGCGGCUUAUACGGCUUCCGCCCGACGACGUGCAGAACCCCGUACGGAAAACAAGCACCAAUCUCCAACCCGGGCCUGCGGACUAUUCUGCCUUCUGCCGGUCCUCUCGCAAACGACGUCGGCGCCUUGGAGAUCUUUCUGAAAUCAGUCAUCAACUCCAGGCCGGCGCUGCUUGAUUCAACAGUGCUCGAUGUGCCCUGGAGGAACGUUCGCCCACCGAAGGCAAGGCUCCGGUUCGGUGUGCUUGCUGAGGACCCGCUGCUGCCUUUGCACCCACCGGUUAAGAAGGCCGUUUCUGACACAGCGGAUCUACUCCGGUCCCAGGGACACGAGAUCGUCCAGUUAAGCGCUCAAGAGUGUCUGACUGCCGCAAGCUACGACGUGGCUACCCAGUUGUUCAGCCUGGACAAAACGUCUACCAAGAUACUCGCCAAGGCUGGCGAGCCGCUUGUCCCAUCACUUGUCUUUAUCCGAAACGCAAUGAAGGAAGUCAAUUGGGACCGAGAUUUCCUGCCAGACACAAGGACUAUCAAAGACUCAUUGGAGAGGCUCGCAUUCCUCAAUGUGAAGAGGUCCGAGAUCCAAGACCUUUGGAAGAAGAUGUGGGUGGCCCGGGGACUAGAUGCUGUAAUUGGUCCUGGAGCGCAGACGACGGCUGUAGAGCAUGAUAUGUAUGCUUUAGCGCCGUACACUUGCCUCUUCAGCUUCCUUGAUUAUCCUGCGUGCGUAAUACCUGUCGGUUCAGUCGAGAACCCAAGUCCAGCCGAAAACCUCGUAAAGCGCCCAGGUCAGACUGUACCACCUUACAACCCGGCAAAUUUGGAGGGUGCUCCAACAUCCAUCCAGAUUAUUACUACGACGAUGCGUGACGAAGAAUGCCUGGAGAUUGCCAAGCUUAUUGACACGUAUCAUGCAGGCCCCGGAAGUCGCAAUGGCGCAAGUUCUUCCAAGUUGUAAUUAGAUACCUCGUACAGUUUGGCUUUGGGUAUUAACC